Messenger RNA from Protopolystoma xenopodis, 1062 nucleotides. The record is from the annotation of a GenBank genome assembly. Lineage: Eukaryota; Metazoa; Platyhelminthes; Monogenea; Polystomatidea; Polystomatidae.
AUGCAAGUCCACGGCAAUACAUCCUCCCUAACGUCAUCGUCAUCAACUCUCUCCGGCCGCGCUUCUUCUGACACUCCACCAUUAGGCCAACGUACACAGUCACUACUGCAAACACAACUUGAAGAAGAAGAAGAUGAAGCUGAAGAGGUACAGGUAGAAGGGCUAGCAGAAGAAUUAUCGCAGGUUAUACUACCCACAUUUCAAAUGCAUUUUGAGAAAAUUGCUUCAGGGAAUCUGCAGCUUGAGAUGUCUCAGCCAGCACCGCUAACAUCCAGAGGCACUUCCGUUUUUAGCUUCCCCACACUGAGUCCUGUCGAGAUUCCGGAAUCAAACGUGACCGAUUCCGGCUCCAAAUCAUUUGAUUCUAACAAUGUCAUAAAACAGGAUAUUUUGCAAUCAAGAGAAUCAUAUCCUAAAGAGCGUAAACCAGCAAGGCCUCACUGGCGACGGCUUGGUGCUGAGAGGAAAGCGAUCACAUCAAAAGCUCACCUGUUAUCUGCUAUCUCUUCUCCUGUGAAUUCGGCAUCUCUGCCCCUAGAAACCGUUCCACUUAUUCCCACUACUGAGACUCCCAUUGUAGGUGCCGAUUCUCUUAUUUGUAUCCAAACUCGUCAAAAUCGACAGCCAAAGUUUGCCUUGAAGCCGUUCCCUAUGAUCAAAAACUCUUAUCGAGGUCAUCAGAGUCAUGGAGAUUUGUCACUAUCUAGUUUCAACAAAGAGACUGGCUCAAGUAUCAGCCAAACGAAGGUGUGUGAUCCUGGAAUGCGGACUUCGCAUUCCCUGAAUGACGCGAAUAUGACGGAAAACUUAAAAUAAACUGUUACUGUGACCGGCUGUGACUGGCUCGCUCUUGUCAAAUUCACCAUCCUUAAACCGAAGCUUGGCCAAAAGCACAAUUUAUCAGGCCUCCACUCCUGUACUCCACCUUCCGAUACAACAACCCUCACCGACCUGUUUUGUACAUCCUUGUCGGCCACCGAUCCUUCCGAUCGUCAGGCGGAAAGUGUGCUGUUCUUCGGGUGGACCUCUCAUCCACGGUCUUAUCGUAUCACGGCCCUCUGA